Molecule: messenger RNA, 349 nt
Organism: Leptopilina heterotoma
Lineage: Eukaryota; Metazoa; Arthropoda; Insecta; Hymenoptera; Figitidae
Product: antimicrobial peptide Alo-2-like
Exons: 2
Coding region: 81-257 (58 amino acids)
Source: RefSeq, a predicted model, not a curated record
AAUCACGUAUAAAAACCCCGUUGCAACUUUAAGAAAGUACUUACAUUCAGAUCGUCAACACUCACUUAAAAAAACCAAAAAUGAUGAAACUUUUCGGACUCUUUAUGUUGAUUGCUGCCAUUUUAAUAAUGGCACCAACAUCAAUGGCCCAGUGUAUUGCCAAUAGAAACGGAUGUCAACCUGACGGAAGCCAAGGAAGAUGCUGCUCUGGUUUCUGCUACAAGGAACCAAACUGGGUUGCUGGAUAUUGCCGUUAAAAUUUCAAAAAAAGCCGGAUUCUUGUGAAAAAAAUAACAUUUAUUCACCUUUUUUACAUUUUUUGAAAAAAUUCAUUAAAUACCUAAAACAA